Messenger RNA from Entrophospora sp. SA101, 1212 nucleotides. Lineage: Eukaryota; Fungi; Glomeromycota; Glomeromycetes; Entrophosporales; Entrophosporaceae. The record is from the annotation of a GenBank genome assembly.
AUGUUAAUAAAAAUUUUAAAUUCAUUUGUUGUGGAUAUUUUAAUAUUUACCAUUGGUUUUACAAGUAUAUGUUUAACUUGCUUACGACUUUUGAAAGAACUAAUAAUUACUAGGAAAAAUAUUUGGAAAAUUAAAGAUCGAAAUGAUUUACAAUCAAAAUUAUACAGCAAUGACCCAAAUUAUGGUAAACAUAAAACUUUAAAAAUCGAAGAAAAUUUUUUCCAUUAUGUUGAAGCAGGCAAUGUAGAAGGACCACUUAUUUUAUUUCUUCAUGGAUUUCCUGAAGUAAACAUAGUAUUUAAUUAUAAUUAUAGAUUGAAGGACACUGGCUAUUAUUUAGUAGCAGUUGACAUGAGAGGAUAUGGAGGAAGUUAUAAACCAAUUGAACGUAGUGCAUAUGAUUCCAAAUUUUUGUUAGAUGAUAUUCAUAGUUUUAUUCAAAAAUUAUCCAAGAAUGGUAGAGCUGCGUGCGUUGUUGGUCAUGAUUGGGGUGCGGCAUUGGCAUGGCAAGCAGCAGCACAAAGUUGGGAAUGGGAUCAAUAUUCUGAUAAAUCAGGAUAUAUUGAUAGGCUGAUAAUAUUGAAUGGACCUAAUACACUGGUGUGGCAGAAUAAUGCUAAAGAAAGAUUUAAACAAGUAUUUCAUUACAACAAUUUAAAAACAUUGAUCAAUCAACCUAGACAAACAUUAAGAAAUUCAUGGGCAAUCUUAACACCGUGUAUUAGACAAUUUUGUAUGAGUAAUUAUAUAUUUAGAUUCAAGAUACCAUAUUUGCCUGAAAGAUUGUUUGUGCUUAAAGAUGUUUCGGCCUAUGAUGAAUUUUUUAAGUCCAUGAAUAACGUGUCAGCCGAAGAUAUCGAAAUGUUUAAAGCAGCAGCUUGUAUGGAAAAUUAUGCUAGUAUUAAAGGGGGAAUGAAUUAUUACCGUAGUAAUGCAAUGUUGGGAUUUUACAACGAACAGGAAAAGAGAGGAAUAAAGCAAGUCGGGUUUAUAGGAAUUCCAACAUUGGUUAUCUGGGGAGAAAAGGAUGAAUUCUUAGAAAGUGAUCUGUGUUUAGAUAAUCUUUCAAAACAUGUAUCGAAUCUUGAAACCAUUCGUAUUCCAGAUGCAGGUCAUUUUAUUCAUGAACAAAUUCCAGAACAAAUAAAUGAUCUUAUAAGAAGAUUUAUUAAUAGCAAUGGAAACCUUCAUGAUCUAAAUACAACUAAAUAA